CUUGGUAAAAAAGCUGACGAUAAGAACCAUGAUCGGAGUAGUGCUCCUGUUCACAGCCUUCACCCUGCUGUAUGUGUAUCUUAAGUGGACCUUCAGCUAUUGGGACCGUAAGGGGUUUCCCUCUGCGGGUGUUAACAUCCCCUUCGGUGUUCUAGACUCCGUAUGGCAGAAAAAGCAAUGCUAUGGCAGGGCCAUCCAAGAUCUGUACAACUCGACGAAGGGGCCGGUGGUCGGCAUGUAUCUCACCUUGAGGCCCGCCCUCCUGAUCCGUGAUGCACACCUGGCCCACGACAUGCUGGUCAAGAACUUUGCCAGCUUCCACGAUCGCGGAGUCUACGUGGACGAAGAGAAUGACCCCAUGUCGGCGGGAAUAUUCCAAAUGGAGGGUGCCGGCUGGAAGAACCUGCGUGCUAAGAUGACGCCCUCGUUCACCUCUGGCAAGCUGAAGGCCAUGUUUGAGACCUCUAAUUCUGUCGGAGACAAGUUAUUAGCCCACUUGAGGAAGGAGCUAGAGCAGUCCGGCACCAAGGAGGUGGAUAUGAAAAGCGUCAUGGGAACUUAUGCCAUAGAUAUUAUUGCUUCGACUAUUUUUGGCCUGGAUGUAGACAGUUUUGCAGAUCCCCAAAACGAAUUCAUUGAAAUCAGCAGAAGGAUAAAUCGAAACACAUCAAAAGAUAUUAUUCGCAGCAUAGCCCUAGUACUUUAUCCAGCAAUGGAGAAGUUCUUCGUGCGAAUCGGAUGGAAACAGGAGGGCAUUGAAAUGAUGCGAAAACUGACCAACAGGAUCGUAGAUCUCAGGGAAAAUAACAACAUUGUUCGUAAAGAUAUGCUGCAACUUCUGCUUCAGUUGCGCAAUCAGGGAAACACCAGCACAGAUGAUUCCGUUUGGUCGGCGGAGAGCGCCAAACAUGGAGUGAAAUCGAUGUCCAAGGACCUGAUUGCUGGUCAGCUUUUCGUUUUCUACGGUGCUGGUCACGAAACCACUGCCUCCGGCAUUUCCUUUACUCUCUACGAGCUCACUCAAAACCCAGAGGCGCUGGCUAAGGCGCAGGAGGAUGUGCUCCAGGCCAUCGAGCAGCACGGCGGUCUGACCUAUGAUGCCCUUUCGGCUAUGAAGUACUUGGAUGCCUGUGUGAUGGAAACCACCCGCAAAUAUCCCGCUCUGCCUAUCCUUAACCGAGUUUGCACCCAAGACUUUUCAGUUCCGGAUAGCAACCUGGUGAUCAAGAAGGGCACACCAAUAGUGAUCUCCCUUAUGGGAUUGCAUAGGGAUGCCGAACAUUUCCCCGAUCCACUCAGCUAUCAGCCGGAACGCUUUUUGGAGGGAAACUACAAUCAGGCUGCCUAUAUGGGAUUUGGCGACGGACCCCGCCACUGCAUAGGAGCCCGGAUGGGAAAGUUGAAUGUAAAGUUAGCAUUAGCCAAGAUUCUGUCAAAUUUCGACCUGGAAGUAAGAAAGGAGAAGCAGGAGAUUGAGUUCGCAUUGCAUGGAUUGACCCUGUUGCCUAAGGCGGGAGUGCCCGUGCGCCUUUCUCUCAAGAAGUAGCCCUAAAACUCUUGUAAUCUAUUACUAAAUAAAGAACAUUAAAAAUAACAAAUAGGACAAGAAAAAAGAAUGGAGAAUAGUCGCUUCUUGUCCUAGGUCAACUGGAUAUGAUAGCGCCUAGGUAACGCACAAACUUUAUCAAUAUCGUUUGGCUAGUGAUAAGUUAAUCAGGCUCAUUAAACCAAAAUAAAUCAAAUUUCAAUGUCAGUAACCGAUAAAAACAUAAUA
This is a messenger RNA of Drosophila serrata, 1774 nucleotides long. RefSeq names its product putative cytochrome P450 6d5. The record is from RefSeq and is a predicted model, not a curated record. Gene Ontology annotation, molecular function: iron ion binding; monooxygenase activity; heme binding. Lineage: Eukaryota; Metazoa; Arthropoda; Insecta; Diptera; Drosophilidae.